Molecule: messenger RNA, 1869 nt
Organism: Hemibagrus wyckioides
Lineage: Eukaryota; Metazoa; Chordata; Actinopteri; Siluriformes; Bagridae
Exons: 17
Coding region: 157-1869 (570 amino acids)
Biological process (GO): negative regulation of apoptotic process; regulation of mitotic cell cycle; protein autophosphorylation
Cellular component (GO): cytoplasm
Molecular function (GO): protein serine/threonine kinase activity; ATP binding
Source: RefSeq, a predicted model, not a curated record
UCACAACAGAAUUGGAAUCAGGUUCUGUGAUGUCAUGGAGAAGAAGCAGGUCUUUUUUUCAGCUGCUGAAGAUUUGCUCAUUUUCUGCUUUAAGGACUCCAUUGUUCAGUAGAGGGAGAUUUCUGCUGUUAAAACUGAAAGGUGAACUCUACAGUAAUGAUUGCUACAAUUCUCUUAAGGAACAACUUGACGAGACAGCUCGGACGUGUUAUGAACCAGGAGCGCUGGUGUGUUCCUCUGGCCAGACUUUUACACACCGUCCCCGCUGAGAAUGAACGGCGCAAAGCCGUUGUUAAAAAGGAAGUCGAUUUCGGUGUCAGAUGUUUCAAUGCAGGGAAUAUCUAUGCACCCAGACAAUUCGGCCUGGUUGGAAAUCAAUGGUUAUUCAAACAAGGGUCAGUCCUAAAUAACUCAUUGUCUCUGACCUCACGGAUCGGCCAGCCAUGCUUUCAGAAUUGCAAAAGCGUGGUGAAGACAUCGUUUGUACGUGAAUAUUGUACACCUCAAGAUGGAAAAGGACCUAAUGAGAAGAAGGUACCAUUUCCUGGUCCUCUGAUGAGUGAUAAGAUACAGAAGGACGACCUGAUCAGGUUUAUUCAGGGGAAAAGUCAGGAGUGUUUCCAACAGCUGAAUGACCCUGAUCAACAGACCUUCUAUUUCUUCUGGCUGAUUAUGGAACUCUUCUAUAAACGAAAUGGAAGAGUGAUGAUGGCUGAAAUCGCCCCAGUCAUCUUCAAGGGCUACAGGGAUGUGAGGAGAAAGCUCGGAACGGCUAAGGACCUGACAGACUGGUGUAUUCCUCUGGCACGUCUUUUAUGCUCCAGGGCUACAGAAGAGGAAAAGCGAAAAGCCAUUGUUAAAAUGGGAGAUGAUUUCGUUUCCAGAGGAUGGGCCUUUGCAGGACACAUCUGCUAUGUGGUGGCACGCAUGGAGCUGGGAUUACGUGAUACAUUUGACCUGAUCGGAUAUAAUCUGUUACACGUAUAUCAGUCAGCCCCACAGGAUGUGAUGGAGAGAACUGAGGUCUAUGAGCACGCAAUGUCUCUGACCUCAGGGAUCGGCCAGCCACACUUCCAGACGUUCAAGUACCUUCACGCCCUCAAGCUAGCCAAGGACGGACUUUCUGAUCAAGCACUCGAGUACUGUGAAGGAAUCGCUAAAAGCAUCUUCACAAUGCCUCGGCACGCCAGCAGCUAUUUAAUUGGAAGCGUUACAGAGCUUUCUUAUAAUCUGCUUCAAAAGAAGGCAGAAGAAACCGGGUGGCUGCUGAAACUUUGCCGGCUGCUCAGAGAUGUCCAUGCAUUUUAUCCUCCUGUUUCUUUUAACCUGAAGCAGCCCAGCUCCCCUCAGGAGUUCCAAGAGGAAUUAGAUUCACGGUACAUUGUGGGAGAGCUUUUGGGAAAAGGAAAACAAAGCGCUGUUUAUGCUGGAGUGCGUAAGGCAGACGGGAGACCGGUUGCCUUGAAAUAUUUGACCAAAAAGGUCAAAGAGUCAUUCCCUGGAACAAAGCCUCGGGAGGUGGAGUUAAUGGAGAUGGUGUCCAAGCAGCCUCGCUGUGAGAAUGUGGUGGAGCUGCUGGAAUGUCUCGAUGUGUCCACUUCUUUUGUCUUGGUGCUGGAGCGACCCAGCCCCUGCAUAGACCUCCAGACGUUCUGCAGAAUGCAGAGAAAUAAUCGUCUCUCGGAAGAUGUGGCUCGAGAGAUCAUGCGGCAGGUGGUUCAAGCUGUUGGUCACUGCAUUGCCCAUGGAGUUUUCCAUGGCGACAUCCAUUCCAAGAAUAUUCUGGUGAAUCCGGACACGCUGGAAGUGAAGUUGAUAGACUUUGGCUACAGCGAUUUGGUGUCAGACUGCGACAGGACGGGUAUUUAG